Talaromyces marneffei is the source of this 1122-nucleotide messenger RNA. RefSeq lists its product as uncharacterized. Bases 1 to 1122 code for a protein of 373 amino acids. The record is from RefSeq and is a predicted model, not a curated record. NCBI's taxonomy places the organism in Eukaryota, Fungi, Ascomycota, Eurotiomycetes, Eurotiales, Trichocomaceae. The transcript is spliced from 6 exons.
AUGGCUUCAACAACAAACGCUUCAACUCGGCCCCCGGUGCUGGAUAACCCACGCGGGCGAGCCCUUGACGCCGCAGUCUCGGUCGUGCUGAUUCCCAUGACAGUAGCAGUUUUCGCCCGGCUUUGGGGACGAUAUCGAUACAGAACGGUCUCAAGCUCGACAGAUGCCUACUACAGAGAGUCCCGCUUCUGGAUUCUGCUCUCCGACAUCGCCGUCGUCAUCUCAUAUAGCAUUGCCGUUGCUUUGACCGCUGUCUGUUACGUUCUUGUGCACUGGGGCGAAGGCAUCCACACCGCAGAAUUGAGCAUCACCCAGAGACAUAUGGUUCUGAUGAUGUUCUAUGUCUAUCAGGUACUGUAUAAAUUCGUCUCCGGUAUAGCAAAGAUCGCAACCUUAUUCCUACUCCUGGCAAUCUCGACCAGUACGAUGCGUGGAUUCAACUUGUGCGGCACCGCGUUUGAAAGUAACUGGAAUAAGACUCUACCUCAAGGCCAAUGCUUCAAGCUGCCGCCGUUCUGGUAUUCCCAUGCGGCAAUCAACACAUCAGCUACUAUGGUGAUGGUUGUCUUGCCGUGGUGGCUGUUUUCUUCGAUUCAAUAUAGACACAAGUACCUUAUUGCAGUCAUUAUGGGUCUUCUAGCUGUUGGGGAGACUGUUCUCGGUGCCGUCCGGAUUUACGGCCUUUGUCGCUCGUCCCACUCUACCAAUGAUCUGACAUAUGGCACCGUAACCGGUAUCCUUGUGUCCCAGAUCGAAGUCGAUUUCGCCUGUAUUGCCGCAUGUGUCCCAACAGUACUGAAGACUAUCGAAGAGGUCAUUGCUAUAUUCUUUGUUCACGUUCUGGGUCGCUUAUAUCAUAGAAGUCGAGGCGAAAGCACCCGCGGCGAAAAUACCAGUGGUAGCGAACCAAUUGACCUGUCGGACUUAGGUAGCAAGGACCGCAAACCUCGUUCUCAUUGGUUAUAUACUGAUCUCGAUAAAGAUGAGCUGGAUGGUAUCAUGAACUCGCAGGAACGUAUCAUCCAGAGGGGAAUUGACUCUCCUACUGCUAUCAAGGUCCAGACUGAUGUUAAUGUGACCGUGAGCAACAUCAACGGGAGAAUCCAUGAGACACGUCAAUAG